AUGGCGGGUAACCGGGAGGCGUUCCGCGUGGCGGUGGGGAACACGCUCGAGCGGCGCCUCUUCUACGUGCCGUCCUUCAAGAUCUACGGAGGCGUCGCGGGGCUCUAUGACUACGGGCCGCCAGGUGACAGACAAAAGUCACAAUUCAGUGUUAUUGAGAUGUGCACUCAACAUUGCCCCUAUGAUAAUAACAAGCAUUUUGUGUUGGAGGAAGGGAUGCUUGAGGUAGACUGUCCAUGUGUGACACCAGAAGUUGUCUUGAAGGCCUCUGGCCAUGUCGAAAAGUUUACGGACUUGAUGGUUAAAGAUGAAAAGACAGGCAGCUGUUAUCGUGCUGAUCACUUACUCAAGGAUUUCUGUAAGGAGAAGCUCGAGAAUGACAAUACAUUGUCACCAGAGAAGGUAGAAGAAUUAAACUAUAUUCUUGCUGUCUUGGAUGAUCUGUCAGCAGAACAAUUAGGCGCUAAGAUUAAGGAGUAUGGGAUUGUUGCUCCUGACACAAAGAAUCUAUUGUCAGAUCCAUACCCCUUUAAUCUCAUGUUUCAGACUUCCAUUGGACCGUCAGGUUUGAGUGCAGGGUAUAUGAGGCCAGAGACAGCACAGGGCCUUCUAAGAGUCCGUGAAUUUACGUUGGCGGAGAUUGAGCACUUUGUGGACCCAGAGGACAAGUCUCAUCCAAAGUUUAGUGAUGUUUCUGAUCUAGAGUUCCUGAUGUUUCCGAGAGAAGAUCAACUGACAGGAAGAUCUGCCACUAGACUUAGGCUCGGUGAAGCUGUUUCUGAGGGAACUGUGAACAAUGAGACCCUUGGCUUCUUUAUUGGAAGGGUCUAUCUCUUCUUGACGCAGCUUGGGAUUGACAAAGACCGUCUACGGUUCCGGCAGCAUCUGCCAAAUGAAAUGGCUCACUAUGCUGCUGAUUGUUGGGAUGCAGAGAUCGAAUGCUCUUAUGGGUGGAUCGAGUGUGUUGGAAUUGCUGAUAGGUCAGCGUAUGACUUGCGUGCCCACUCGGAUAAAAGUGGUGUUCCACUCGAAGCUCAUGAAAAAUUCGCAGAACCCAGAGAAGUGGAGAAGUUAGUUAUAACCCCAUCAAAGAAGGAGCUUGGUCUUGCGUUCAAAGGGAGCCAGAAGAUGGUUCUCGAAGCAUUGGAAGCCAUGGGUGAAACUGAAGCUCUGGGUAUGAAAGCAGCUUUAGAGUCUAAAGGGGAUGUUGAGUUUAAGGUCUGUACCCUUGGGAAGGAUGUUACCAUAAAGAGAAAUAUGGUUUCAAUUAACAUGGAGAAGAAAAAGGAACAUCAAAGGAAGUUCACUCCUUCUGUCAUAGAGCCAUCAUUUGGCAUAGGGAGAAUUAUUUAUUGCUUGUUCGAACAUUGCUUCUAUCAAAGGACUGGCAAGACAGAUGAUGAGCAGUUGAAUGUGUUUCGUUUUCCCCCUCUUGUUGCUCCAAUUAAGUGUACUGUGUUUCCACUGGUCAAGGUCGAGAAAUUUGAUGUUGUUGCCAAGAAAAUUUCAAAAGCUUUGACAACAGCAGGGAUUUCUCACAUUAUCGAUAUCACAGGCACUUCGAUUGGUAAGCGGUAUGCACGGACAGACGAAAUCGGCGUCCCCCUGGCGAUCACAGUCGACUCAACUACAAGUGUGACUGUCCGUGACCGGGACAGCAAGGAUCAGAUCCGUGUUGAGGUCGACGAGGUGGCUUUGGUUGUGAAGGAAGUGACCGAUGGGCAGAGCACCUGGGCAGACAUCAUGUGGAGAUACCCAGCACAUACCGCCUUGGCCACCGAUGAGGAAGAAGCUUCAGAAACCUGA
Messenger RNA from Triticum turgidum subsp. durum (durum wheat), 1806 nucleotides. The record is from the annotation of a GenBank genome assembly. NCBI's taxonomy places the organism in Eukaryota, Viridiplantae, Streptophyta, Magnoliopsida, Poales, Poaceae.